AUGCGGAUUGCUGCAAGGGUCGGUGUUUUAGUUUUCUGUCUCACAGUUUACUCCCUAGUGUAUAUAUCAUUUAUCAGACAGGAGGGGUCUAAUGAUAAGAUACAAAGGCCACAAGAUCUUGAAGUCCUUACAAGACUGAAGAGAAUAGAAGAUCAAGUUUCUAAAAUAGCCCAAUACAUAGAGGUAAAAAAUGAACAAGUGAAAGAAUCUCAUGUGGAGCAGAAAAAAACUAUGAAAGUUAAGAAGUUGUAUCCAGAUUCAUAUCUCUUCAGUUCAUGGGGAAAUGAACUUUCAGAGGAAGAACAGAUACGAGCAGAAAAGCUCUUUCAGGAAUAUGGACACAAUGUGUUCUUAAGUAACAGAUUACCAAUCAACCGAACAAUCCCUGACACUCGAGAUCACAGGUGUGCUGAGAAGAUCUACCCUAAAGACUUACCUACCAUCAGUGUGGUUUUGAUUUAUUUAAAUGAGGCUCUGUCAAUCAUACAGAGGGCUGUCUGCAGCAUCAUUGACAGAACACCGCCUCAUCUACUAAAGGACAUCAUAUUGGUUGAUGACUACAGCUCCAAAGUUGAUCUGCAGUUGGCUCUGGAUGAAUAUAUUGAUCAAAUUAAUAAAAAUAAGCCUGGUUUACUUAAGAAGGUGAGACACACAAGGCAGAUGGGUCUUGCGAAGGCGAGAAUCUCAGGCUGGGAGGCGGCAACAGGCCAAGUGGUAGCCAUUUUGGAUGCCCACAUUGAGGUUCAUAAGCAAUGGGCAGAGCCGCUCCUUGCAAGAAUCAAAGCAGACAGGACAACAGUGUUGUCGCCAGUGUUCGAUAAGGUAAACUUUGACACCCUGGAUGUUGUUCACUAUCAGCCAUCGGCUCAUGGGUUUGACUGGGCACUUUGGUGCAUGUAUGAGUCCUUCCGGCCAGAAUGGUUCAAACUUAAAGACCCAUCAGAACCUGGAAAGAGUCCCUCUGUAAUGGGUAUCCUUGUCGCCGAUCGUCAAUUCUUGGGAGAAAUUGGUAUUUUGGAUGAAGGAAUGGAGAUUUAUGGGGGAGAGAAUGUUGAACUAGGAAUACGUGUCUGGCUUUGUGGUGGGAGUAUCGAAGUGGUGCCGUGUUCCAAGAUAGCGCACAUAGAAAGAGCACAUAAGCCUUAUUCACCAGAUCUCAGCAAGCCCAUGAUUCGAAAUGCCCUAAGAGUGGCUGAAAUAUGGAUGGAUGAAUAUAAAUCAAAUGUGAAUAUUGCCUGGAAUCUACCAUUGAAGGACCAUGGGAUUGACAUUGGAGAUGUGACAAAGAGAAAAAAGUUACGAGAUAAACUUAAAUGCAAACCCUUUAAAUGGUACCUGGAAAACGUUUAUCCACAGCUGGACACCUGGGAGAACAUAUUGGGUUAUGGUGUGUUAAAGAACAACAUAAAAGAAGACCUCUGCAUUGAUCAAGGAUCUGUACCUGGAAGUGUACCAAUUCUUUAUAACUGUCAUUAUUAUGAUCCCCAGCAUUGUCACUACAGCCGUAAUGGGGAAAUUUAUGUUGGAGGCAUCAAAUCUCACAUUUACAAUUCUAACCGGUGUCUAUUGGAUUCUGGCUUUGGAAAAACGCCAACAUUAAUUGACUGUAAACAUGCCAAAGAGAAAGGACUUAAUAUACAGUGGAGCUUUACCCAGGGCCAAGAAAUAAGAAAUAAAAAUACAAACCGUUGUCUUGAGAUUGCACAAGGAGAAGAUUCAUACUACUAUCUUGUUAUGCAAAAAUGCACAGGUCAAAAUUGGAAAAUACAACAUGUUGUCAAAGAUUUUUAAUGAACAGAAUUUGAAACAUACUGUGUCAGAAGAAAUGGUCAAACAUUCCCAAGCUGUCACCCUUUAUAAAGGUCCUAAUAUGAACCAUUUAGAGACAUCUGGUACCAAUAUGCACAUUUUAGGUACUAAUAUAAGCUCUUUAGGUGUAAA
Messenger RNA from Paramisgurnus dabryanus, 1941 nucleotides. RefSeq names its product probable polypeptide N-acetylgalactosaminyltransferase 8. Gene Ontology annotation, biological process: protein O-linked glycosylation. The record is from RefSeq and is a predicted model, not a curated record. Gene Ontology annotation, molecular function: polypeptide N-acetylgalactosaminyltransferase activity. NCBI's taxonomy places the organism in Eukaryota, Metazoa, Chordata, Actinopteri, Cypriniformes, Cobitidae. Gene Ontology annotation, cellular component: Golgi apparatus.